Molecule: messenger RNA, 8439 nt
Organism: Plasmodium fragile
Lineage: Eukaryota; Apicomplexa; Aconoidasida; Haemosporida; Plasmodiidae
Exons: 1
Coding region: 1-8439 (2812 amino acids)
Source: RefSeq, a predicted model, not a curated record
AUGGCGUCACACAGGAGAAAAAGGAAGAACUAUGAUGAUCGGGGCGACCGCGAUGGCCUGUACGAUCGAGGUGACAGAUACGAGCGGAGUGACCGGUACGACCGAAGUGACAGGCACGAUAGGCAGGACAAGGAAAUAAUUUACGACCAAAUAUAUUCCACGCCCAAGAAAAACAAGCCAAGGUGCAUGGUUGUGUCAAACUAUAAGGACAACCUGUUGAGCUACUUUCAGAGCAUUAUACAUGUAGACAAUGUGGGAAUAAAUUUUAGCAACAAAUGGUACAUACAUUUUUACCGAGUCUGUUUGUAUAAUGAAAAGUUGUAUGCAGGUGCGUCUGCGUCGACGGCCGAUGGGGCAGCAGGUUCAGGCACUAAUGCACAGAACAACACAAAUGUAAGUAAAAAAAAUAUUGACAAACUGAUCAUCGAAUACAAUGUGGAGGAAGUCCUGCGGAAAGUACAAACAUUAGUAGUUAGAAAAUUGGAUUGUGAAAAUUUGUACUACCAAAAAAUUUUGGUACUUGUGUGUCUCCUUUUUGACUUUUUUCAAAAUAAAAAACAUGUGAAUGUAAAGACUCUGAGGAAUUUGGAAGGAGAGGAAGAGGAGGAUGAGGGUGGGGAAGGGCGUGAUCAAUUAGCUAGUCACCGCGCUGAAGGGGACCACACAACAAAUGGAAAAAAAAAUUCUCGCGUGAAAGAGUCCAAGAAGAGGUCAAGAACCAUAUCCGUAGCUGCAAGCUCCUCUAAUUACGGAGAUGAUGAUUAUGAUGAUAUAACAAACCAUCGGAGGGGCAGCAGCAAAUAUGAACCAGAAAAUGAAGUAGACAUGAAAAAGAAAAAACACUUGAGACAAAAAAAUUUUCAAAAUGAAGGUCAAAAAAAUUACUAUAUCAUUGAAUUUAAAAAUUUACUUUUUAAUGAAAAAAAAAAGUUUAAUAAUAUUGAAAUAUUUUAUCACAUUACCAACUUAAUUAUACACAAGUAUUGGUACUCCUCUGAAUUUGCGCGAUACAACAUUUUUGUUUGGUUUUUAAAUUACCUGAAUAAUAAAUUAGAGAUUAAGAAAAGUAUUAACAAGAUAAAUGAACAGCUGGAAAUGUUCAUCAAUAUACACCCGAAAAUUUUUAAUAUUUCCCAUGCAAAGAAAAGGAGGAAGAAAAACACCCACCAUAUCAGUGCCAGCAAUAGCAGUUAUCAUUUGGCUGGCGCAGCAGCGGGUUCUUCCAUUUCCAAUCACAAUAGUGCCCAUCAUCAUUUUGAAAAUGGUGUGUUAGAUUACCCGAAUCUUAAAAAUAGGAGUAGACAGCUCGGGGGGGGAUUCUCUGAUGCAACUAAUAUGGACAAUAAAAAUAAACCUGCAAAUGUAGACAAUAUGAACAAGGUUAACACUUUUGGUAAUUUCGUAAAUUCUGCCAAUGUGGGUAACUCAGGUGGUAUUGGCAGCACCAGCUUUUUUGGUGCUCCCAGUAGCAGUGCUCCUCUUGGCGGCAUGCAAAUAGCCACCCCAAACGUUAUUGCCUUGCCCGGCAACAACAGCAUCACCAGUAAUAGCAACAACAAUAGCAAUCCAUUCAAAGGGUUUAACCAAAGCAAUAACAUAUUUAGUAGCAGCAAAGGUAAUGAAAGCAGCUUAUUCAGGAAGAGCACCAAUAGCACCUCUGCGGCCACGUCUCUCUUUGGAGGUUCCCUAACCAGUAAUUCGAUCAUGCAACCCUCCGGUAAUAGCACUCUGCCAAAAUUCACGGGCGCCUUUUCUGGAGGUCUGAACGCACAAGAUAACUCCAGCGCCACAGGCCCCAACCCUAGCGGUAACAACCCCCUCUCAGGGAACAUAUUUGGAAUGAAGAGCAGCUUAAUGAGCAAUAACACAUUUGGCGGUCAAAGCGGUGGUAAUCUUGGCGGCCAAAGCAGCGGCCCCCUUGGCAACAGUCUUAUGAACAAUCUGCCCAAUCAAACGACCAACCUUUUUGAUUCAAAAAAUAAUUCCUCAUCGGAAACGUCAAACCUUAACCUGUCCUCCAGCAGUAACAACCGCAUCUUUGGUUUCGAGAAAAGUGCGCAAGGCACUUCCCUCUUUGCAAAUGCCAAUGGGAAAAACCAAAGUAAAGGUCUUUUUCCCUUUGGCAAUAAUAAUCAAGCUGCGAACCCAGACAAGGACAAAAUGCAGUUGGGUUCCUCAUCCGCGGGUAACCCUGUGUCAAUUUUUGGCCAGAAGAGUAAAGGAGAAUCAACCUUUUCACUCAUGCCAGGGGGUAGUACCGCGAGUAGCAGUAUUGGAGGGGUUAGCGGUACGAGCACCCUUGGCGCGGGUAGCGCCUUGGGUACCUUUGGGGGGUUCGGAGGGGGAACCGGAGCAAGUGGUGCAAGUGGAGGGAGCCUCAUGAACAACAGCGCAGGUGUGUCGUUGAAGCCGAACUCCGUUUUUCAGAGCAACCUUGGUGCUCAGAAGGAGGGAUUUUUUGGGAGCGCCAAGCCGAACGAAAAUAUUUUUGGCACGAGCAGUGCGGGCGCAACGUCAUCACAGACCAACAUUUUUGGAAUGCAGAAUAGCAGCGCUACCAACCAUAGUCCGUUUAGCAAGACGGCCAACACCGCUGGCGGUGGUGUCUUGGGUAAUGUUAGUGGCAAUAUCAGCGGAGGUAUCGGCAGCAGCAUUAGUGGAGGUAUCAACGGCAACAUUAGCGGAAGCCUGGGGCUGAAUAACCCCCCCAGUGGCGCGAGCGGCUCCAUCAGCUUCGGCUCAAGUCUGUCCCCAAACCAAGGCGCGAACAUGGGCAUGGGGAAUAAUUUGUCACAGAUCAAACCAAGUGAGUCACACUUUCAACCGAUGAGUACUCCCACAAGUGCGAACAAUUUGGCGAAUCUGUUUAACAGCGAAAAUGGAUCCAAGGAGUUAUUCAAAGAUUUGAAAUUGUCUACGGACACGGGACAAAAGUUCAGUGUAAAUAAAAAACCACUUUUCUCGAAAAGGGUUAAGAACAACACACUCUUAACGCCGAAUAAUAACACAACUGAGGAAAAUAAUAUUUUCAGUUCCAAUUAUGUGAAUAAAGACAGCUUAUUGAUUAACCAGGACAAACCCGUGAAGGUUAUAUUUGGACAAAACAAAAGUAGCAGUGCGAUGGAUGCUUCCGCAGUUGGAGGUGCGGCUGCUGCACCCAGUUUGGGAAGCACAAACCUAUUUGGAAGUUCCAUCGGCGGAAAUAACAUUAGCGGAAGUGCAACUGGUAGCGCUGCCGGGCUGGGCCUAAGUGGGGGCAUAAAUGAUAAUGCUAAUAACAACCAAGACAAGGCUAAUAAUAAUAACCUCCUUACCCAAAGCAGCAAUCAAAUGGGAAGUAAAAUUACUUUCAAUGCAGCAUCGAGUACGAUAGGGCAGAGCAAUAGUGCCACCACAUUUGGGAAGAGCACCAGCAAUAAUCUGUUCGGAAGUAGUAGCAAUGAUCAAUUCCAAAGCGGCACGAAUAAUCUCUUUGGAAAUAAUCAGACCAAUGAAAAUACAAACAGUAAUGGUACCUCAUCCACAUGGAACCCUUUUUUCACCUCCCCUUAUGGAAACAAAAAUGAUACUCAGAAUAACAACGCCAGUUUGAGUAUUCCUGUGAAGAAAUUAACACUAGAAGAGAGGAAAAAGAAAACGGCCAAAAGUAAUAUGCUCUCUUUAUUUUCGAAUAAUAACAUGGGGGCCACUGAUACAAAUAAUGCGAAUGAUACUUCUUUGGGUACGUCCAUGUCAAAUGGUCUGCUUGGGAAUAAAGAUUCGAGUAGCGUCAACACGUUCAGUUUUAACAACACAUCAAUGGAUAACGUCUCCAAGGAAGGCACCACCGCUGCCCCCACCGCCGCUAAAGAUGCACCCAGCGGUACUUUCCUUUUUGGCCAAAAUAGAGACACCGCCAGUAGCAGUAUCACACUUGGUACUUCGCAAACACCUUGGGGUGAGAAAAAAACAUCCAUCUUCGGCUCCGCCACUUCCGCUUCGAACACAGUGAGUGGUGCCGUCGAGGACGGUUCGAAUAAGGAGGGAAAAGGAGACACCACCUCACCGAACACCAUUAGUAGUAGUAACCCUAAUGAAAAAAGUGCCUUACAGGGUGGUAUGAAAAGCAGCUUAUUCUCAUUCGGCUUAAAUAAGACUGGUGAAAAUAACAGCGCAGAAACAGAAAAGGAAAAACCCAAAAGUGGAAUAUUCGGUUUUGGAAGUAUAAAUGUUAAGGCAGAGGAAAAAGAGCACACAAAAGGGGAGGAUAAAAAUGAAGUGUCGGAGAAGGACAAAAGUAGUGAAGAAAAUGUAUUAAAGAAAAAUGAAAAAGAGAACGUUCAAAUUUUUGGAAGUGCAUUUUUAUCCAGCAUAAAUGGACAAAAUAAAGAUGCAAAUGUGAAAGGAGCUGACUCUGUUCCUUCCCCUUUUGGCUUUGGCAAUACAAACAUGGAAGAAAAUAAAACGAGCUCAUCUGCCUUCAUGUUUCAAUCGAAUAAAGAAGACAGAAGUGCGACUCCCAUUUUUGGUCUUCCCAGCAAGUCGUCGUCCUCCUUUAACGAAUUGCAGACGAGUGAAGAGCAAAAGAAAAUUCCAAUUUUUUCCAUCGGUGGGGAUACGAAGCAGAUGGAUGUUGCCACCCCUCAAUCGGACACCUCCAAUGUGUUUAAGUUUAGCGCCACCGGGGUUGACACGGAUGGUAGCGCACUUGGUGUGAAGGCGGGAGUUGGACUACGCAGCGAUAACAUAAACUACGACGAUGUGAAGAAUAGAAAGAGGAGGAGGAACGUAGAUAUGGACGACCAGGACGAAACCGCUGGAGGGGCCAAGUCCAAGGGGAGAGAUUCCAUAGAUGAGACAAAUGACUGGGGGGGUGAUUAUUUGAGGAGGAAAGGACAUGGUGGAAACCAUUUGCGUGAUGAAAUAAAUGAAGAUAGCUUGAUCUUCAAAAAGAGCAAAUUGGGCAGCGCCCUAACUGACACCAAAAAUAUUUUAAACACAUUAAAAUUUGAUAAUAUUCCAAGUAAAGAUAUUCUAAGUGCAUCUCUUAACGAAACGAGUAUAAGUGCCCGUGAGAACAACUUAAUCGAGGGGGGGGUUCUGAACAAUAAUGCUUCAUUAUGGGAUAGCAAAGAGGUGGGGGGAAGUCCGACAAAGAAUAAAAGUGAAAGUGGUAUGCAGUCCAGUGGAAUUUUCUCCCCCAAAGGAGAUACCAACCAAUUUGGCCUUGGAAAUUCGCUAAGCAAUCAGCUAACAGCAGAGACGAACAACACAAGUGGAGGAUCAGGACAGUUGAAGCAUCAUAGUGGACAGAACCAUAUUAACAUGGAUGACUCGAAUUUUCCUUUUGUCACUCGAGAGGGGAAUAACUUGUUAGAUGACCACGCGAAGAGAUUAGCGAAACAGAAGGAAGAAGAAAUGAACAAGCUAGAAAGAUUAAAAAUGAAUAACUACCUAGUGCCUGAGAAAAACGAAAAUGACGUUGGAAGCAGUGAUGAGGAUGAGGAUGCAAAGGCAUUGAAGGAUGCUAAGAAAGAGCACAUGGUGACAGACAAAAAAAGCGUAGAACGAAUUGUAGCUUAUAAUAAAAAAAUAUCAUUUGACGAUAUAGAAGUUGAUUUAGAUAAAGACAUUAUCGACUUGAAUGAUUUGCGACAAAACUUAUUUUUGUGUGUUUUAAAUUUUCAUUUGAAUUACUGGGCAGAGAAAGUUAUCCUCUUCUAUCCACACAACGAAAAAAUUAAUAAAUUCUGUAACCGCCUUAUGAAAAUAAAAAACGAAUUUGAUGAAACGUAUAAUUUUAAUUUAUUUGAAGAAAUACAUGUAUUAUCUAAAAAACUGUUGAAGAGGCUAGACCGUAAUUGCUGUAUAUACGAAAGUGUGUUGUUCCUUUCGGCUGAAAAUAUAUAUGUCCUGAAAAAUGCCAAGCUGUCUCUGUUCGAAGCUUUCAAUAUAUAUCACUUUUGGUUUCAAAAAAAUAGCCUCGAUGUGAAAAAAAACUUUCAAAAUUUUAUGUACACUAAUAAAAUUUAUCCCUCCUACCUUAACUACUACAUGAACCUUUAUAAAAAUUACAAGUCCUUUAAUUAUAAGUACACGCAAGGGAGUGGCGAGAUGGAAGGAAAAGGCAAGGGGAGUGGUAAGAAGAAGCAAGGCGAUCAGGACGGAGACAGUUUAAACAAUUCGAUUGAGCUGGAGAGGGACAGUGCGAGCAAUUUGACGGACCAGGAGGAGCCCAACCGUAGUGCCGACUCGUCAGGCAGUUCGGGUGACCACCGGGAUGGUGACCCGUAUAGCCAGGGGGAACCGGACAGUGAAAGAAGCGACGUGGGAAGUGAACGCGGAAGUAGUGCUCGAAGUAGUGCUCGAAGUAGUCGCGCAAGUAGUCGUGGAAGUAGUCCUAGAAGCAGCCGCAGAAGCAGCCGCGGAAGUAGUCCCCGAAGCGAUCGUGAGAGGCGCGCGAAAAGGAUGGGCAGGGGCAAGGGCAGGAAGAGGAGCACCGAGCGCAAGGAGAACAGCUUGAUAGAGAUCCUCAACUCGAACAGCAGCGAAGUGUCAGACGUGAUGGACAACAGCAACAAAGAAGAGCCCCUCAACAUGCACUUCAAGGAAAAGUACCUCUACCUGUCCAAGGGAAAGGCCAGAAAAAACAAAUUAUUCAUCCCCUCACAUAUUAGGGUUAAAAAACUCAGUGCAUGUGAGUGCAUACUAUUGGAACUAAUCCUCAAGAGAGACAUAUUGAGCGUUUUAAAAAAAUACAAAAUUCUUAAAACAGAAAAAUAUGAAUACCUCUACGUUAACCUCAUAGCAAUGUUGAAGCAUUAUAAUUAUUUUUCCUUAGAGAAGGAGAAUGAAAUAAGUAAAAGUUCAACUUCCACCAGUGCAACGGUGAGUGGAGGUAAUGAGGGGGAAGGCGGUGGCAAUACAUCUCCUAGCGCAUUUGGACAAAACAAAAACAACCCCCAGUUGAAGAAGCUAAGCAAUCACCUCAACACAAAUUGCGUGAAUACAAAAAACGAUAAAAUUAAUAUCCUGAAAAAGAUAUGUGAUCGAAAUUUACUCUACUAUAUAAAUAUGCAGUUAAAAAAUAUUACCCAUUUGAUAAGCCUAAACGAAAUGGAAAUCGCUUGUGUGUAUUUGAAUCACAUUAAAAAUAAUUUGUACGUCAUGUUCCAGAUGCCUAUUCUGCUCUACAACACUCUAUUCGAUAGAAUCAUUAACUCCUACAAUGAUUAUAUUAUAAUGGAAAAUUUUUUCAACAACUCUUGUUUGUAUAAUGACUUUCGCUAUGAAAAUAUUUUCAAGACGAAGGUUGCAUAUAUGCUGAUGAAGAAAUUUUUUCAGGCGGACGAUACAGAGAAUUGUAUUCGAUUCGCCCUGUACUUUGAGAAUAUUCGAACCAAGGCUCCUCGAAAUAAUAUUUAUAACGAUUAUAUUUUUCAUAAGAAUUUGUUAAGUGCCUACAUCAAGGUGCAUGAAGACAUCGUGCCAGAGGAGUGGAUUCAGGCCCAGACUUCUAACAACAGCGAACUCAGUGACCUCCAUGAUUCAGAAUACCUCGACUACUACUCCUUUUUCUUCAAGGACAUUUCCAAGUAUAUAAAGUUUAAUAUAAUGCAGAAGAUUGUCUCCUGCAACAUAUUCAGCCUGCGCAAGAGGGACUACACGUACGCGGACGAGGGCUGCUCCCUUGCGGGAAGCUUUAUGGUUGGUGGUGUCACUGGCGGUGUGGCAGGCGGCCAGGCAAGUGACAUAACCAGCGGAACGAACAUCCCCACCGGGGAUACUACCACUACCUCCCCCAAUACCUUCGAAGAUAAUUUCGCGUGCUACUUCGUGUACAUGGUGAACCGUUCCAUUUUGGAUGACCUCGUCAAUCUGUAUGCCUCCAAGGGAGACUACUUCUACAAGAGAAUUUCAGCCACACUUAUCAACAGCUCACUUGUAAAGGAAUACGAAAAGACGCACAACAAACAUUUCCACAUGCACGUGCAGGUAGCAAAUAUAAACCACUUUAUGAAAACCAACUUUUUUGAAUAUAUAAAUUUUUUCAAAAAAAAAGAACUUUACCACAUAGAUAAGACAAAAAAUGAAGAUGAAAUUAUGCAAAACUUAGUUAACGUUAUAAAAGGAAAUGGAAAAAAAAUUAUUGUAGUGAUUAACAUGCUUGUCGAAAUUAUUACCAAAAUGGAAAAAAAAAUUUUGAAAAAUGUAAAUAUCUUUAUUACCAUAAAUUUGAGGAACUUAAUCAUUGACACAUUUUAUCUCUUCAAGUACAUUUUCAACAAUAAAGAGUUUUCCCUGCACUUGGUGGAAGACAUGUACAGGAAUGCCGUAAUUUUUAACGACCUCAUCAACUCCACCUUCUCGGACGAUGUCCAUUAUUACCCCAAGGAACAAAUAAAGGAGCUUUACACUUACAUCCGUCACAAGUUUACCAACCAAAAUUUGAUCGCCUGA